CGAUUUGUGACGCGUGUUCAUAGCUUCGUGGCAGAAUUGACAUAUCAAAUUAGGUGGUAAACAAUUUUUGAUAUAGAAGAGCGAGAUCGUCCUUAUAGGACUUACAAGUUUGAAUUUCUUUCAUAAAAAUAAGGAAAUAAAUACUAAAAUGCGUGAAUAUUUAGUUGGUUUUUGGAUCGGAUUUUGUAUUAUUAGCGCCGUUCAGGCGACCAGUUGCAACAAUCCGAAAGUCACAAUAACAUCUUUUAGUACAGAAGAUGCCACUAUUUUAACACAAUUGGCUCACAUCGGCGAAUUUUCAUUAAAAUGUAGCAAUGAAGUGAAACCGAAUCUUUUUGCGGAGUUUCCAUGCGGAAAGGUAGUACCAGUCGCUCGCGUUGCUGAAAACCAAUAUCAAGUUAGUUGGAUUGAAGACGUGAAGAAGAGUUCCAGUGGUAGUGUAGUGGUACGUUUAUUCGACGAGGAAGGUUAUUCCAGCUUGCGUAAAGCUCAGAGAGAUGGGGGGGCCAAAGCGUCCAAUGUCAAAUCCAUAAUUGACGUUACCGUUACCACUAAAGGUGCUUACAAGGGCCCUUGGGUAAAAGCUGAAUUGGUAGCUGCUUUCCUGAUAGCUGGUGUAGCUUAUUUUGCCAUAACCACCAAAAAUAAAGUACAGAAUUAAAAAGACAAGUGAAAGCAAAAAUCAUUAAGCUAUCGUCACAGAACUUAAUUUGAAUGAAAUUCAUUCAAGGCAGGGUUAAAUUUGUUAAUAAUUCCUUGUGGCUUUCAUUUCUUAAUAUUGCUUGAGUGAAUAUGUGGAAGCCCUGAUGUGUUCCUUCUUUCUUUUAAUUAACAUAAAAUUAAAAAUGAAGUUUAUUAUCUUUUUGUUUUAACUGA
This is a messenger RNA of Glossina fuscipes, 876 nucleotides long. It is a transcript of the gene Tapdelta, whose product is annotated as translocon-associated protein subunit delta. The record is from RefSeq and is a predicted model, not a curated record. The transcript has 2 exons. The coding region runs from base 149 to 661 and encodes 170 amino acids. Gene Ontology annotation, cellular component: membrane; endomembrane system; endoplasmic reticulum. Lineage: Eukaryota; Metazoa; Arthropoda; Insecta; Diptera; Glossinidae.